This is a messenger RNA of Branchiostoma belcheri (Belcher's lancelet), 3571 nucleotides long. RefSeq names its product GTPase-activating Rap/Ran-GAP domain-like protein 3. The coding region runs from base 100 to 3195 and encodes 1031 amino acids. Gene Ontology annotation, biological process: regulation of small GTPase mediated signal transduction; activation of GTPase activity. The record is from RefSeq and is a predicted model, not a curated record. The transcript has 28 exons. Lineage: Eukaryota; Metazoa; Chordata; Leptocardii; Amphioxiformes; Branchiostomatidae. Gene Ontology annotation, cellular component: cytoplasm. Gene Ontology annotation, molecular function: GTPase activator activity.
UAGCAUAGAGGCACCGCUAAGCUAGCAGCAUCAAGAGCUAGCGGUCCAACCUACGGGAACACAACACAGGGGCUCGCACCGCAGAACGCCAGGCCAACCAUGCUGCCGCUCAUCCGCAAGUACUCGCCUCUGUUCGGCGGCUCUCUGGUGGACCUGUCGCAGGUGGAGGAGGAGAGGAAGGCUCCUGUGGAGCCGAGCGGACUGCGUAGGGUCAAGACCGAGAGGGGAAAGCCGAAGGAGGGCCGUCCCCGCAAGAAGGAGCCUCUCCGGGCCACUAAGUCGCACCCCAUCGGCAAGCCCGUGCCGCAAACCCACUUCGUGCCGCCCGCGGUCUACCUACAGGACUACGAGGAGAGUUGUCAGAACUCCGACUCCAGAAGAGGGGCCUUUAGCAGAAAGCACUAUGGCUCUGUGGAACUGCUCAUCUCGUGCACGGCGGACGGGGCCGUACAGGGAGCCGGCCGCUUCCGGGUCGAGAACGGCGAGAACAAUGAGGCCUUAUCGGGCGGAACCGGAAGCUCGAACAUCGCUCUCCUGGAGAACCCAGAGUGCCAGACCAGAUGGUACUUCAAGUACUUCCUGGGCAAAGUUCAUCAGAACUACGUGGGUUUGGACGAGGACAGAAGCCCGUUCUUCCUGUCCGUCGUGCUGACCGAUGCCAACAACCACAACGUGCCACAGUACAGGGCCAUUCUAUGGAGAAAAACGGGAACCCAGAAGCUCUGCCUUCCCCACAACCCUAGCAAGCCAUUGUCCAUCAAGUCUAUACUUAGCUCUUUCUCUUUAGAUAAAAUGGAGAGAGGACCAAAAGAAAUCUUAAGUGCUGAAAUACAAAAGGACCUGCUGCAACUAGAAGAACAGGAGGGCGCGGUGAAUUUCAAGUUCGGAGUUCUGUACGCCAAGUCUGGGCAGACGACGGACGAUGAGAUGUUUAGUAACGAGUGUGGAAGCGACAAUUUCGACAACUUUGUCCAAAUUCUCGGUGAGGACAUCACGUUAAAAGGAUGGGACAGGUACCGCGGGGGCCUUGAUACGAAAAAUAAUACGACAGGUAUCAAGUCUGUCUACACAGUCUACCAGGGUCACGAGAUCAUGUUCCACGUCUCUACUGCACUUCCCUACUCCAAAGACAACAGACAACAGGUGGAGAGAAAAAGACAUAUCGGGAACGACAUCGUGUGUAUCGUGUUCCAGGAGAUGGAGGGGGACGAGGACGAGACGCCGUCCUUCAAACCUUCCAUGCUCAAGUCACACUUCACUCAUAUUUUUGCUCUGGUCACGUUCGACAGAAGAGACGAAUCUUACAGACUAACGGUGUUCUCGGAGGAAUCAGUGCCUUUAUUUUACCCUCCGCUGCCCUCUCCACCGGUCUUCAAGGACUCACAGGAGUUUAGGGAGUUUCUGCUUGUCAAAUUGAUUAACGGCGAAAAAGCCGCCCUGAACACUCCCGCGUUUGCCGAGAAGAGACAGAGAACGAUGGAUAUGCUGAUCAAGAAUCUGCACCAGGAGUACAUGCAGGAGAUCAGCAAGAGUCCGCUCAACCUUCGCUCCCUGUCUGAGGUAAUCCCGGAGACUGUGACCUCCAUCAAGACCAAGAAGAAGGAGGAGGCUCGCCAAGCGGAAUUUCUUAGAGUAGGACAGGAACUGAAGUUGAACACGAUAGUCAAGGGUGACGCCCCGACCAGUAUGGCCACUACUGGACUGCUGUCUAAGCGAGAGCCGUGGGAACCACAGGUCCUACACUACGACUUUCCGCACCAGGUGCUGUGCGGAGACUCAUGGGGAGAGAGUCUCGUUGUUUCAACAGAGGCGGGCUGUUUUCUUAUCCAAGAAGAGGCUACCCCGAGAUUGCUAUUUGAUAAGUCAGUGCCAAUCAAACAGCUGAGCGUGGUGGAACACCAUGGACUGCUGCUGUUCAGAGCUGAGAAAGGUAAAGAGUGCAGAGUCCACGUCUUUCGUUUGUCGGACUUCGAGGGAGGGUACAACGAGGCCCUCGUGCGGACGAAAGCAGACUGCAAGGACCACAGACUCGAGAGAACGAAAGGCUGCCAUCUGUACGCGCUGAGCCGGCCGGGCGGCAGCUUCCUCCGCAUGGUGGUGGCGAUCAAGAACAAGCUGCUGCUGCUGACGUGGAAACACUCCGUGGCCUGGACGGCGUGGAACCCGUCAGCCGACACAGACACCGUGGAGGGAUUCAACUACAUCAGGGAGCUGACGAUUAACGACGUUCCGAGCGUGGUGACGCUGAUCGACGGCGGGCGGCAGGACAACAUGAUCUGCGUGGGCUACAAACACCAGUUCGACAUCGUCAACGAGAAGAACGGGAACACUUACAGACUGCAUCAGGUGGAGGGCAAUAAGGUGGAAUUAACAGAUGCCAUAGACGUGUACGAGGACGGAGAACCCAAGGUGCUGCUAUGUUACAACCACGUGUGCCAGCUGAAGUCCCUGUCUGACGCGGAGGAGACCACCGGUACGACCAAUGGCUUCGAGUUCGGAUGGAAUAGCGAGCCUCACGGAGUUGUGUGUGCCUUCCCCUACAUCCUGGCCUUCACGCCAGACGCCAUAGAGAUCCGGCUGCUGGUGAACGGGAACCUGGUCCACAGCAUGCCCAUGCCCAUGCUUCUACUCGUCACCUCAAAGUUUGACCUGUACUUCGUGUCUGCUAAGGACCCCAUCUCCAGCUGUAAGGACAACAAUAACGGCAGCACCAGUCCCACCAUCAGCUUCUCACCGCCUACCACCCCCACCACCGGUAAGGUGGACCUCCCCUGGGGGAAAGCACCUGUCACCAAGUACUGCGUGUACCAGAUCCCUCUCAGCUCAUUGGUCGGCCACGCCACGGACCGCGCAUGCGUGAAGCACGGCCCGGUGCCCACCAUGAUGUCCCCGCUUGUGCGGAUAGACGACACGGUGGUCCGCAACCGGCGGGAGCUCUUCAGCUACGGCCCGGGGCCUCAGAAGGCUCAACACCACGGACAACACCACCCCCACCGCCACCCGGGGGUCGGGGUAGCCCCCACGGUGGAUAAAGCCUCCCCCGCCACCCCCACGCCCCCCGGCCGCUUCCUCUCCCGACCCAACCGCCUGGAGUCCUGCAGCUCCGAACCUGACCCCUCCGUGACCUUCAGUCCGCCCCCCUCCCCCUUCCGGUUCUCCUCGGUGGACCAGGAGGAGGAUAUUGACCUGAAGUAACCUCUGAGUUCCCCGAGAUGCCCGGAUGUAUUAAAUUUGUAGGAUUUCGUUCAACUGUCUAGGGAAAAUGUUGUUUUUUUAAUAAUUCUUACGUUCUGGGAUGCUUCCCUAACAUGACUUCAUCAUAAUGUUUUCUUGUUCAAAACAAGCCUUCUUUUGUUUAUACUUCUAAAGAGAAUGAUGCUGUGUUAUAUGUUAAAGCUAGAUAUUUAACAGUGUGUGUUUUUCUGCGGUAUCAUUAUUUGUCUGGCCCGCUUACCCUUGUCACAGUGCUGAACUUGAACUAUGACAGAGAAGUUGCCAUUGUGAAUAUUGGUGAAGCGGUUCAGGAAAUGGCGUCAUCAUACGUCACUUCCUUUAGCCUUACUCAGGCCAA